Alternaria burnsii is the source of this 1716-nucleotide messenger RNA. RefSeq lists its product as uncharacterized. The record is from RefSeq and is a predicted model, not a curated record. The transcript has a single exon. Bases 1 to 1716 code for a protein of 571 amino acids. Lineage: Eukaryota; Fungi; Ascomycota; Dothideomycetes; Pleosporales; Pleosporaceae.
AUGUUCCAUAGCAGCACUCAGGCCCCAGUCCAUCUGCCUGCAGAGCCCGCGCCUGGCAACGAGGCACAGCUCCCGCGCGGAGAAUGCGGCUUCAUCAUCCCACCGUCCGAGGGCAAUGGUGCCCGCCAGCGUUGCCCUUGCCGUAGCUUCUAUCCAGAUUCCCUCAUCCGCUCUCGCUGUGGGUGCGGACACCAGGCCUGGAACCAUGAGGCUCAGCCGAUCUCGACCGUGUCAAUGGAGGCAUACCUACAUGCGGUAGAACAAAUGAAGCGACUGAAGCAAGAGGUGCAGCGUUUCGAGACGCUCGAGCAACAUCUAAAGCAGGAGCUGUUCAGAGAGCGUCUGGCUCGAGAAGAGCUGGUACGGACAAACCAUGCAGUACAAGCGCGCAUGUACGAGAACAUGCAACUUCUCAAACUCUCCAUCGACGACAGGGUCGAGGCCGUGGUAGACAGAACAACGGAGCUCAGCGACCAGAUCAAGGUGCAGGGCGAGCGCCUGACCAUGGUCGACGAGUUCAGCAUGGAUUUGGAGAACCGGGUCGACCGAGUGGAGCAGUUUAGUGGUAUGUCGCGAGACGUAACACCCGCUGCUUCCACGCCAAAAGCACAUCUGUCAACCCCAAAGGCCUCUCCUGCCCCACCAAUGCCGCUCAUGAUGCAUUCACAGCAUACUCUUGGUCAACUUCCGAUCCGAACUGAUAAGAAAUACCCUCUGUCGUGGAGUGUUCGCGUUGUUUUCAUUCCGCGCAAGUCGCAAAGGUUCGCAUACGAUCCCGACAGCAAUGGCUACCGGCGAUGUGCCUCACGCAAGCUGUUGCAGAACCUCGAGUUCCCUAGCCAGGACAGCUCCUGUUUUGCGAAUGGCAUCGAGACUGCCUUCAAGGGCGUCUUCCGCGGUAGACCCUGGAUGCCCAUGACCGGCCAUCGCCCAGCUGACGAACCUUUCGGUCGCAUGGCGCUGACGCUUCUACCACCCGAUCUCGUUCACCGCGGCGUAUGGGACUAUCCAUUCCUAGAGGAUCACUGUAUUGCGCACGACAAGAUGCAGGGAGACAUUCUCUACAUCACCCUGCAGUAUGAAGACGUCACCUGGAACGAGAUUCGAUUUCUACCCCCAGUUACUGGUUUCGACGAGACUUGCUGGGAACACGACGAUGAACUCGACGGUACCGCUAAAUACAAGAGCUUGGACUCAGAGAUUAUGUACGAUUAUCAGGAUCCUCCUCCUACUUAUUCAUCUCGAACUCACUCGAUGGCGACUAGGGCGCCCUCGGGACUGGACGUCCUUGCCAACUCCGCUGCGAUGCUGAGUCCGAUCGAGCGCGCUCAAACGGCAUCGUCUGUUCAUUCCUCCAGACUGAGUCCUCUUAGUCCUCUGCAGCGCGCGCCAACCCAGUCAUCGAGCCAUUCUAGCCACCCACGUUUCUCUUCCGAGCGUAGCAGCCUUCGCAGCUUCGAUACGGAAACCACUGAUGAUGAGCAUCGUGACAAGAAACCCAAGCUACGGUCGAAGCAAAGCAUGCCCAACGUGAAUGGCAACGGUCAUGCACAGCAGCCAAUGUAUGUCUCGGGCCGGUCCAAGCGUAAGAUGCCAGUGAGGGAAAAGGGUCCCAAGGAGCCCCUACACUUCAACGUCGCUGGUGUUGCAAAGGGCGGACUCAAUUUUCUGCAUCCUCGUUCUUCCAAGGGGAAAGAAGCGGCCCACAAUCCAUGA